AACAUUGAAGACUUGAUGGAAAUGGUGAAGAAGUUGCAGAAAGCGGGAAGCCUGGAGCCCAGAGUCGAAGUCCUGAUUAACCGAAUUAAUGAAGUUCAGCAAGCAAAAAAGAAAGCCAGUCAGGAGCUGGGAGAGGCCCGCACUGUCUGGGAGGCCCUGCAGAAGGAACUAGACUCAUUGAGUGAAGAAAAAGUACACCUGAAAGGGAUCUUGAGCAAAAAGCAAGAGACCCUGAUGACCCUCCGGCUCCACUGUCAGGAGAAGGAUGCGGAGGCGCAGAGGAAGCAAGCCAUGCUGCAGGAGUGCAAGGAGCGGAUCUCUAUCCUGAACUCCCAGAUCGAGGAAGAGAAGAACAGACAGAGGAAGCUGAGGUUGGAUUUCGAGGAACAGUUGGAGGAACUGAUGAGCCAGCACAAGGACCUCUGGGAGUUCCACAGGCCAGAGCACCUGGCCCAGGAGAUUGGCGCCCUGGACAGCAGCAAGGAGCAGCUGCUCAAGGAAGAGAAGCUGGUGGAGGCAAAGCUAGAGGAUGUAAGGCAUCGUCUGUGCUCCCAGUUUGGGGUGAAGGGCUACUCAGACAUCACCGAGGGGCUCUUCCUCCGCAGCCCGGAGGCAGCAAGCGCGGUGCGUCUGUUUGAGGAGGAGAACGGAUUGGCACAGGCGCUCCUGGCGGAUGCUGCCCAGCACCACGAGCAGCUGCAGCAGAAGUGCCAGCAGCUGCAGCAGAAGAGGCAGAGGCUGAAGGAGGAGCUGGAAAAGCUCGGACUGCAGGUCCCUGCUCAAGCACAGAGCAAGCAGGAGGAUGGGGCUGGCCCAGCAGAAGCUGUGAGCCCUGGAGCCAAUCCCAAGCUUCUUGGAGUCCGUGAGGAGAAAUACCCAGAGCUGUCCACUAAGAAGAGCCUGAUACCCUCCUAG
This is a messenger RNA of Pteropus alecto (black flying fox), 915 nucleotides long. RefSeq names its product synaptonemal complex central element protein 1 (gene SYCE1). NCBI's taxonomy places the organism in Eukaryota, Metazoa, Chordata, Mammalia, Chiroptera, Pteropodidae. The record is from RefSeq and is a predicted model, not a curated record. The coding region runs from base 16 to 915 and encodes 299 amino acids. Gene Ontology annotation, biological process: synaptonemal complex assembly. Gene Ontology annotation, cellular component: synaptonemal complex. The transcript has 12 exons.